Racocetra persica is the source of this 597-nucleotide messenger RNA. The record is from the annotation of a GenBank genome assembly. NCBI's taxonomy places the organism in Eukaryota, Fungi, Glomeromycota, Glomeromycetes, Diversisporales, Gigasporaceae.
AUGAAUGAGAUUACAGAAUCAGGGCCGGAUUACGAUGGCGGUUUAUCAAUUUCACAUGACUACGACGAUUACAAGAACUACGACGAUUACAAGUACCGAAGCAAUCCGAAAAAAAGAUUAAAUGCUAUGAUUGGAUGUGGAAUUUUUGUGCUUCCUGGUGAUGUGUGGAGACUAACUAAAUCUCCGGGUGUUGCUUUAAUAUUUUGGAUUAUUGGAGGAGUUAUUAGUUUUCUUGGUAUUAUGAUUUAUCGUGAGUUAGAUAUUAUGUUGCCUAGAGGAGCAAUUAUUGCCGACGUUUAUGCCGCUUCAUUAUAUUUUGUUUAUGCAAUUCGAGGAGAAGACGAAGAAAAUCGUCCGUCUGAAUAUUUAAAUCCAGGCGGAUAUUUUAGCAAAGACUUUCUAAGAUUAGCAGCCGGAAUAAAUUUGACAAUUUCUACGGUCAAGGUUCUGGCUUUUUAUUGCAUGAUAAUUGCUGGCAUGGUACAAUUACGAGAGACUCAUUUCAAAAAUCACUGGACAAGUAUUUUUAAUAAUACAAUAAGUGAUCAGAGAACUUAUUCAGAGCAAAUUGGAAGUUAUGGAAAUGCAAUGUUAGAG